UUCUCCCUCCUUCUCUUGCCUCUCUUGUUCUCUAUCUUCUCCCCUCUUUUCCCCUGCGUUUCUGGCGAAUAAACCGGUGAUUUUUUUUUCUUUUUGCAGAAUCCAAUUCCCGAAGAAAGAAGGAAAAGGAAAGUUCACUUCUUCCAGGUUACAUGGAAGAGGGAGAUGAGUAUCGUCGUUGGGAUGAAUUGAUACCAGAUGCCCUCGGGCUAAUUUUCCGCAAUCUUUCUCUCCAGGAGAUACUAACCAUGGUCCCAAGGGUUUGCAAAUCAUGGAGCAGAGCCGUUUCAGGGCCAUAUUGCUGGCAAGAGAUCAACAUUGAGGAAUGGAGUACUAGGUGCCAUCCUGAUCACCUUGAUCGCAUGCUUCAAAUGUUGAUCACGAGAAGCUGUGGAUCCCUCCGCAAACUCUGUGUCUCUGGACUCCACAAUGAUACAAAUUUCUCAUUCCUUGCAGACCAUGCUGGUUCCCUCCAGACAUUGCGGAUUCCGAGAAGUGAUAUUGGUGAUUCGAUAGUUGAACAGAUUGCUGGAAGGCUUUCCACUGUCACUUUCUUGGAUGUGAGCUACUGUAAUAAAAUUAGUGGGCGUGCUUUAGAGGCAAUUGGAAAGCAUUGCAAAUUGCUUGUGGGGCUGUGCCGGAAUAUGCACCCAUUAGAUACAGAAGGCUUGGAAGCCCAAGAUGAUGAGGCUUAUGCCAUUGCCACCACGAUGCCUAAGCUGAAGCGCUUAGAAAUGGCUUACCAUCUUGUUAGCACAGAAAGUUUAUUGCAGAUCCUUUCAAGCUGUACCAAUCUUGAGUUUAUGGAUUUGAGAGGAUGCUGGAAUGUGAACCUUGAUAACAAGUUCUUCAAGGAGAAGUUCCAAAAACUGACAGUAUUGGGGCCUCUUGUAAUGGAGGACUAUUAUGAGGCAAAUGAUUGGGAAGAAGAUUGCUCCGAAUAUUCAGAUGAUUCCGAUUACUUGGCCUGGGGAUUUUUAGCUGGUGACGGGGGAGACUAUGACGAUGAUGAGAGUUAUGAUGAGAUGUGGGAUGAUGAGGGAAGGCUGGAGGAACUUGAGCUCAGGUUCUAUGAAGGAGCAGAUGCUGGACUGUACGGUUGGCCUCCAUCUCCAUAGGUAGUUGGACUUCGCAGCAGCAUGAAAGAUGGCGAGGCAGAGAGUUGAUUUUGUGCAUGUGCGUAAUUCCACUAAGAAUGGAUGUCUUUAAUCUCUCAAGAGAGAUGUUUGCUCUUUUAUUUUUUUGUUUAAUAUGCUUUUUCGUUGCUACAUGAACUAGAUUAAUCAUGAGGAUUUCUAGUUCUGUACAAGUACCUAGUUAGUCACAUGAUUACAUGUGAUUUAUUUCUUUGGAUCUUGUACUUGACACCGUUUCCAUCUUGAAGAUUUCUCUUGAGAUGAGAGCUAGAGUCUGGCUUGGUCCCUCUCAAUUUGAGAGCUCACGGAAUUCUAACCAAGCUUGAGUUGUGCAUUAAAAGAACAGGAAAAAAAGAAGAAGGUGAAGGAUUCUUUUUCUUUUUCUUUUUCUUUUUGUUGUAAGAAGUUUGGAGGUAUUCUUAUGAGAUCCGAAAGAAGUGAAAGCAAAUCAAGUGAAAUAUUUUGAAUUGCC
Messenger RNA from Populus trichocarpa (black cottonwood), 1608 nucleotides. Its product is annotated as F-box protein FBW2. NCBI's taxonomy places the organism in Eukaryota, Viridiplantae, Streptophyta, Magnoliopsida, Malpighiales, Salicaceae. Bases 153 to 1118 code for a protein of 321 amino acids. Gene Ontology annotation, molecular function: protein binding. The transcript has 4 exons. The record is from RefSeq and is a predicted model, not a curated record.